CUGGGCUGGGGGACGUGCUGCACCAGGCAGGCCUGGGGCACGAGUCCCUGGAGUAACGGAGUGAGAAGCGCCCCCAGCCAGGGCCUGGCAGAGACCAGGGCAACCCCCACACUGCCCAGCCCCACGCCAGGUCCCACGACCCCUCACUGCCCUCAGCGCUGGGCUCGGCCGCCCCGUCCCCUGAAACCAGCCACAGAAAUAAAGUGCAGAUCAACUCUAGCGAGAAGGGAGACACUGGGGGGAGGGGGUGCUGGAGGGCAGAUCGGGGGGGACAGCUGGGGGGUCACUGGUGGGCGCAAAGCUGGGAGACACUGGACAGUUGGGGGUGCUGGGGAGCACAACAGGUGUUGCUAGGGGCACAUGUGGCAGCAGGUUGGCAUUGCAGGGGCAGGUGUCGCUAGUGGACACCAGGGGGGCUGGGCAGGCAUUGCUGGUGAGUACAGAGGGUGGGCAUUGCUGGGCAGCACUGGAAGCAAUGGGCGGUGGGUGGGUGUUGCUGGGCUGUACAAGGGGGCGGGUGUCGCUGGGUGGCUCACAGGCGGGUGUUGCUGCAUUGUACAGGGAGCUGGGUGUUGCUGGGGGACACAGAGGUGGGUGUUGCUGGGGUGUACAGGGGGGCGGGUGGAGCUGAGGGACUCAGAGGCGGGUGUUGCUGGGUUGUACAGGGGGCGGGUGUUGCUGGGGGACUCAGAGGUGGGUGUUGCUGGGAUGCACGGGGGCGGGUGUUGCUGGGUUGCACAGGGGGACGGGCGUUGCUGGGGGACUCAGAGGCGGGUGUUGCUGGGUUGUACAGGGGGCGGGCGUUGCUGGGGGACUCAGAAGCGGGAGUUGCUGGGUUGCACAGGGGGCGGGUGUUGCUGGGGGACUCAGAGGCGGGAGUUGCUGUGUUGCACAGGGGGCGGGUGUUUCUGGGGGACUCAGAGGCGGGUGUUGCUGGGUUGUACAGGGGGAGCGGUGUUGCUGGGGGACUCAGAGGCGGGUGUUGCUGGGUUGUACAGGGGGCGGGUGUUGCUGGAGGACUCAGAGGCGGGUGUUGCUGGGUUGUACGGGGGACCGGUGUUGCUGGGGGACUCAGAGGCAGGUGUUGCUGGGUUGUACAGGGGGAGCGGUGUUGCUGGGGGACUCAGAGGCGGGUGUUGCUGGGUUGUACAGGGGGGCGGGUGUUGCUGGAGGACUCAGAGGCGGGUGUUGCUGGGUUGCACAGGGAUGCUGAUGGGCAGGAUAUGCUGCAUCUCAGGGAGAAGGAUCAAGGCCCCCAGCGCCCACAGCCCCACUGACCCUCUAGCCCACACGGCUGGGGGGAGGGGUGGCCCCUCAGCAAACACCAAAGGGCCCGGGCAGGGGGGAAGGGCGGACAGCCACUAA
Molecule: messenger RNA, 1365 nt
Organism: Gopherus flavomarginatus (Mexican gopher tortoise)
Lineage: Eukaryota; Metazoa; Chordata; Testudines; Testudinidae
Exons: 7
Coding region: 361-1365 (334 amino acids)
Source: RefSeq, a predicted model, not a curated record